Messenger RNA from Pteropus alecto (black flying fox), 1530 nucleotides. RefSeq names its product family with sequence similarity 81 member B (gene FAM81B). The transcript has 13 exons. The record is from RefSeq and is a predicted model, not a curated record. Lineage: Eukaryota; Metazoa; Chordata; Mammalia; Chiroptera; Pteropodidae.
AUGGCAAUGCUAGAAAGAGCACGAAAAACUAUUAAAUGUGACAAUGAAGAAUUUGAAGUCACCGAGGCAGCUUCAAAUAGAGAGAAGUUAUGUUUAUCCCAGACAGGAUUUAUCAUGCUUUACCAGUACAUGGGGAAAAAAAUCUAUGAAUAUAUAAAAAUAAAUUUGAAGUUGAGACCUAAACACGUUGCCAAGAUGAGUACUUCGGUUUCUGAGAGAGAGAGAAAAAAAAAUCUCUACUCCUUUUAAAAAAAAAUCAAAUCAAAAAAUAAAGCCAGGAAGUCAAGCAUUAUGAGUUCAGAUACAUAUGUAAACAAAAGUGCCUUUCCAACUGCAGAGGAACAGCCAGAUGAACCUGAUGGCCUCCUUCCUGGCUCAGCCAGUGACCAAGAAAAGAAAAUGACAGUAUCUCCAGCCAAAAUGUCAACCAAGAAUUCUACAGAUCUAGUUGAAUAUGUUGACAAGGGUCAUUCUUUCCUUCCUGGCAUUCCAAACACCCAGAGAAAUCAGCUAGAAGACAGACUGAGCAGCCAGGAGCGCACCAUAGCAUUCCUCCUGGAACAAGCCUUCCGCAUCAAGGAGGACAUCUCUGCUUGUCUUCAGGGGACCCAUGGCUUUCGAAAAGAGGAGUCACUUGCCAGGAGGCUGCUGGAAAACCAUAUCCAGACCAUCACCAGCAUCGUCAAAAAACUCAGCCAAAACAUUGAGAUUUUAGAAGACCAAAUAAGAGUUCGAGAUCAGGCGGCCACAGGAACUAAUUUUGCAGUCCAAGAGCUAAACACCAAACAUCUUCACGGAGUUGGAGAUCUUCGAGGAAGAGUAGCCAGAUGUGAUUCCAGCAUCAUGAAGCUUUCUGAAGACAUUCAUUUCAUCAGGCAUGAGCACCAGCAAAUUGAAAAAACAAUUAAAGAGCUCGUGUCUGCCCUAGAAAUUGUUUCUAAGAAUUUGGAUAUGAAGGUAAUGCAGCUCUUAGGAAAAAUAGAGGCUUCCAAUUCUGAGCAAAUUUCAAAUUUAAAGAUGGUCCAGGGGGAUUAUCGCCAUGAAAUGAAUCUUUUGGAGUUCAAAUUUAAUUCACUCUCAAAUAAUCUGUAUGAAGAAGUUGAGAAUAAUCAAAAAUGGACAAGAAACCAGUUCAUCAAAUUCGAAAAAGAGCAGCUCAGCCAUAUAAACCUGUCUCUGAAGCUCCUUCAGGAGAAACUGGAAAAGUCUGAACAUAAAAUGGAAGAAAAAUUACUGCAGCUUUCAAGCAAAUUAGAGAAUUUCAUUAAUACACAGAAACAGACAAUAGAACUAAGCAAAGUAAAGCAUAUAGAAAAUAAACUGUCCAAAAAGAUGAACCAACUGGAAAAGCAAAUCUGGGAUGAAUUAGAGAAAAUGCAGAAUGAAUAUCAAUCAGGAUUUAAAUCGAUUCAUGACUCUCUCAGCUCUCUCCAACAAAUACAGAAAACGAAGAUGGAUCUUGAGAAAUAUAAAGUACAGAAAGACCUAAAGAAAUUACAGCGUAAGAUAGUGGAACUCCAGGAAGUAUAA